ACAAUUGGGAUAACCCCAGGCGAGUGGAAUAUAAAAUAAAGAUAUGCUGCUGUUUUGAUUCAGUCGAACCGUGCGAGUGAGAAGUCGUCAUCUACAAAUAUAUAUAUAUAUAUAUAUAUAUAUAUAUAUAUAUAAAUAUAUAUGCGUUAAUAGUGCUUUGUAUACUUGAGAUAAUGAAUUAUAAACUGUUAAUAUUGCCAAUAUUGGUGAUAUUGCAUCUAAAUGGAGUCUUCGGUGCCCCGGGUGAUGUUAGUUUUAUAGUAUCAUCAACUGAGACAACCAAAGAAGGAGAAAAUAAGGCUGACAACAAUAACAAUGAACCUAUUAUUUAUGCAAUGGAUAUAAAUACGAACGUUGCGAACCGUUAUGCAAAAACAUUGAUAACGAGUAAAGUGAAAAAUCCUGCGACAUCUGCGAAAGAAGCUACGUUUUCUGUAGUUUUACCAAAAAAAGCUUUUAUUUCAGAAUUUGUUAUGCAAAUCGGAGGGAAAAACUACAAAGCUUACGUUAAAGAGAAGGAAGAAGCAAAACAUAUAUACGAUGAAGCCGUCGCCAGUGGGCAAAGCGCAGCUCACGUAGCAGUGAGUGCUAGAGACUCCAACACAUUCACAGUGUCAGUUAAUGUCGAAGGAGAAGCUAAAGCUACAUUUUUCUUAACUUAUGAAGAGCUUCUAGAAAGAAAAGAUGAAAAAUACGAAGUGGUUCUGAACAUCCACCCUGGACAAGUUGUUGAUGAUUUAAAUGUAAAAGUUUUCAUCAACGAAACGAGAGCUCUUCGUUUCGUUGAGACACCUUCGUUAAGAUCUGGAAAUGAAAUUAGUAAAAACGAUGAUCAACUCAAACCAAAUUCUAAUAUUGAAAUUGUCAAUUCCACUACUGCUGUUGUAAAAUUCCAUCCGGAUGCUGAAGCGCAAAAAGAAUUUGGAAAGAAACUUAUUGGUAAAGAAUCUGAAGGUUUAUCUGGUCAAUUCAUCGUGCAAUAUGACGUUGAACGUGAUCCUUUUGGAGGAGAGGUUUUGUUGCAAGAUGGUUAUUUUGUUCAUUUCUUUGCGCCUAAAGACGCAGAAACCCUUCCUAAAAACAUUUACUUCAUCUUGGAUACUAGUUCUAGUAUGUACGGAGUGAAAAUUCAACAUUUAAAAGACGCCAUGUCUAGUAUCUUGAACGAAAUUAAACCGGAAGAUACUUUAUCCAUCGUAGAAUUUAAUAGCGAAAUAUUCGUCUGGAAUAUAGAACAUCAAAACACCGUUCCAGUUAAUUACAACAAUUAUCAAGAGCCUUUCGAACAACUUAAUAAGAAUGAUUUGCCAGGACCAAUUCAAGCCACAAAAGAAGCUAUUGAAAAAGCGAGAAAUCUAGUUAACAAGAUGGUAGCUACUGGAGGUACUUUCAUGAUCGGAGGUCUUGAAGUUGGUUUGUAUCUUGCUAAGACCCAAAAAGAAAGAGUUAAAGACACCGAUGACAAAAAACAACCAAUUAUUAUUUUCUUAACAGAUGGACAACCAAAUAUUGGAGUGCACUCUACUAACGAAAUAACCAAACUAACAACUCGAUUGAACAAAGACAUUAACGCUCCUAUUUUCUCUCUCUCAUUCGGAGAGGGAGCUGAUAAAUCGUUCUUAAGAAAGAUUUCAUUGGAAAAUACAGGAUUUUCCAGGCAUAUAUAUGAUGCAGCUGAUGCUUCUCUCCAAUUACAAGAUUUUUAUAAACAAGUGUCAUCUCCUUUAUUAUCGAAAGUUCAUUUCAAGUACGCCGCAGAAGCUAAAGAAGUAACCAAGACUGAUUUUCCAAUUUAUUUCCGUGGCGGAGAACUAGUUAUUUCCGGAUGCUAUAGCGGUUCCACUUUCAGCCCCAUUGUAGACGCAGUAGGUCCAAGAGGUCCAAUAACAUGGAAGCCUAAAAUUCAAGAACCUGUUACGUCUUUGGAAAGACUGUGGGCUUAUUUGACAGUUAGAGAAACUUUGGAUGAAAGAGAAAUUACUGAAGAUAACGACAAAAAGUCAGCAUUAACCAAAAAAGCAUUGAAAAUUGCUCUCAAAUACUCUUUUGUAACUGAUAUAACUUCUCUAGUUGUUGUUAGACCAAACGUUACUAAUCCUAUUGAAACAAGACCAUGGCCAAGACGUCGUAUAACACCCUACCUUUACAAUAUGAGAGCAGAUCAGGUUCAUCAUAGUUCUUUCGAUGGUUAUUCAAAACACUCAUAUAUAGCGGCCAUGCCUACAGCUCAAAGUGAGUAUGAAGAUUCGGAUGUAGAUACUAGAAGUUAUCUCUCUGCAAAACCACUCAUGUUCCGUAGUAGCACUAAGAAAAAAAUCAGUAUUUUCCCACAUAGUUUAUCUGCAGGCCGAUUCAAUUAUUAUACGACACCCCGAUUACCCCCAUCACCACCUACAUCAACAACAGAAGUACCGAAGAAUACAACUGUAGCUGAAUCAUUGAAAUGGUUGUCAUCAGCUUUAAAUGCGAAUGGUACACUCACUCUACCAUCAGGUACACUGAAAAUAGGUGAUGAAUCUCUCAAUUUUACCCCGACUAAUACAUGUGCUAAGACUCCAAAGGGCACUGAAGGUGGUUUAUGUACUUUAAUCAAAGACUGCCCGGAAGUUUUUUCGGAUUUGACUGAUUUUGAAACUUAUAAACAAUACUCUUGUCCCGUGCAAAAUGAGUAUGCUGGUGUUUGCUGUCCUAAAAAAACUGUUUCAGCUUAAAAAAGAUAUGACCUUUAUUGAAUGUCAACAACAAUUUUAAUAUAUUUUUAAUAAAAAAAUAGUUUGCAA
This is a messenger RNA of Diorhabda carinulata, 2780 nucleotides long. RefSeq names its product inter-alpha-trypsin inhibitor heavy chain H4-like. The coding region runs from base 174 to 2711 and encodes 845 amino acids. The transcript is spliced from 16 exons. NCBI's taxonomy places the organism in Eukaryota, Metazoa, Arthropoda, Insecta, Coleoptera, Chrysomelidae. The record is from RefSeq and is a predicted model, not a curated record.